AUGAGAAGGUAUGUAUUUGGCCUUGGCUCAUUACAAGUAUUAACUACUGCUAUAAUAGUUGCUGCAGCUGUGGUGUUAAUUAAUGGUAAUAGUAACGCCUCUAUUAUUAUCGGUGGGGGGCUUGCCUUAUCCUCCACUGCGCUUGUAAUGCAAGUGAUAGAAGAAAGUCGGAGCCAAUCAACUCAACACGGACGUAUUGCUUUAUCAGUAUUACUAUUACAAGAUUUAGCAGUGGUACCGCUACUGGUUAUUGUACCCUUACUCGCAGGAAACAGCAAAGCUUCAUUACUUUCAGCUUUAGGCAUAGCCUUAGUGAAGGCAAUUAUUGCGCUACUAACAAUCUUUAUAGCUGGAAGGUUAUUAUUAAGGCCAUUAUUUGCUUUAAUUUCUUCAGAUAAUGGAGAUAUCAAUGAGCUGCCUAUCUCUAUGACUUUAUUAAUAGUCUUAUCUGCCGCUUGGGCUACUGAAUAUUUUGGUUUAUCUCUUGCUCUAGGAGCAUUUGUUGCCGGGGUUUUAGUGGCAGAAACAGAAUUUCGUACGCAAGCUGAAGAAAGUAUUUACCCAUUUAAAAGUUUAUUACUUGGAUUAUUUUUUAUGACAGUAGGAAUGAAAAUUGAUGCAUAUGAAAUAUAUGCCCAAAUUUCCACUAUUCUUACCUGUUCCUUAGCUUUAAUUAUAGUAAAAACCUUAAUUAUUACUGCCUUGUGUAUUUUAUUCGGUUUUAAUAAGGGAGUUGCUUUACAUGCUGGCUUAUUAUUAUCACAAGGAGGAGAGUUUGCUUUUAUCUUAUUUGGGUUGGGCAAAGAAACAGGUAUCCUUGAAGAAAAUAUAGCAAAUAUUCUGCUAUUAACAGUAACUUGUACUAUGGCUUUAACUCCUUUAUUAGCAAUGCUUGGCAAGAAACUCUCGGAAAGGCUAGAUAAAGGUUUAGGUAAAACAUCUCUCCAAAUUAUAGAGCUAGGAGCAAGAGAUUUAACCAAUCACAUAAUAAUUGCAGGUUUUGGUAGUGUAGGUAAAAUGAUUGCUUUAGUACUAGAAGCUGAAGGCAUUAAUUAUAUAGCUCUAGAUGUAAAUGAUGACAUUGUGAAAGAAGAAACGGCUAAUGGCUUUCCUGUCUUUAAAGGAGAUGUCUCGCAGAUUGAUACAUUAAAAGCUGUAGGAGCUGAAAGGAUUUUAGCCUUAGCUCUAACAAUGAAUAAUCAUAUCACUAUUAAAAAAUCUCUCAAGACUAUCACAAGCUAUUUUCCUGACCUUGAAGUUAUCGUGCGGUUGAAAAAUUUACAAAAUGCUAGAGAAUUUUAUGAUGCGGGCGCCACUACUAUUAUACCAGAAAAUUAUGAAACUGGCUUGCAGUUAGGGGGAACAAUUUUAAAGUUUAUUGGUAUUAGCGAAUAUGAGAUCAAUCGCAUUAAAGGGCAAUUUAGGUCUGGUAAUUAUGUAAUAGCUAAACGAGAUGAUGCGUUAAGCGCCUUAGAAGAAAAUGAAUCUGAAACAUAUUAA
Messenger RNA from Didymodactylos carnosus, 1500 nucleotides. Lineage: Eukaryota; Metazoa; Rotifera; Eurotatoria; Philodinida; Philodinidae. The record is from the annotation of a GenBank genome assembly.